Cokeromyces recurvatus is the source of this 1659-nucleotide messenger RNA. RefSeq lists its product as uncharacterized. The transcript has 10 exons. Lineage: Eukaryota; Fungi; Mucoromycota; Mucoromycetes; Mucorales; Mucoraceae. Gene Ontology annotation, molecular function: protein binding. Bases 49 to 1491 code for a protein of 480 amino acids. The record is from RefSeq and is a predicted model, not a curated record.
UUUUUUUUUAUUUUUUUCCUUAAUACGGAGUUUGAAAGAGAAAGCUAAAUGACUCCAACUAAAGAGGAUAUUUGGUUUUCUGGUCCUGUUCAAGAUGCUAUUUCUCUAGUAAAUGAACGAAAUUGUGUAUUUCUUGUGUACAUUUAUGAUGACUCUGAAAAGACAAAUGCUUUAAACAAUACUCUUAAAGAUGAAAAAGUCAUUGAAGAAAUUAGAAAUAAAACGGUUGCCCUUGCAAUGGAAAAAGAUUCAGAAAAUGUGUCAUUAUUCAGUCAAUUUUAUCCUGUAAAAGCUAUACCUAUACUUUAUUUUAUUCAACAAGGAACAAUAAAAGAUUUUGGGACUGAAACGAUAACAAGUGAGGAAAUUAUAAAAAAGAUUGACUUUAUUAUGAGUAACAAAUCAAACGAAGAUAAAAAAGCAGAAUUGCAAAGACAAUUGGAAAAGGUACGAAAAGAGCGUGCUGAAAGAGAACAAAGAGAGGCAAAAGAAAAAGAAAUAAAACGUCGACAAGAAGCCAAGAUGAUGCAAGAAGCGAAACAAUUACAACAGGAUAAAGAAACUCAAAUUUACUUGGCAAAAUUAAAGAAAGAACGUCAAGAAGAGGAAGCACAUCGAAAGAAAGUACGAGAGCAAAUUGCUAGAGAUCGUGCAGAGAAAAUGGCUAAAAGAAACAUAGAAAGGCAACAACAUCAGAAUUCAUUUCCAUUUGAUAGCAAUAACGCAGAAAAAGUCAUCAAUAAUCGUAAUCGUCUUUCCUCAUCGCACAGUAACUUGAGCAUUCGUCAAUUAGACGGUUCAAAUAUCCGUCAUCAAUUUGAAGAGAAUGGCCAUUUAUUAUUUCUUCUAGCUACAGCAACAUUGCUAAGCGUUAAGGAGUGGAUAGACACUUAUCGUACAGAUGAACCCAAAAGGCCUUAUAAACUCUCUUCUCAAUUCCCAACUCGCUUAUUUACUGAAGAAGAUCAUGAUACAACCUUAAAAGAAUUAAAUCUUUGUCCUAGUGCAACCAUCAUAAUGAAACCAAUGAAAGCCGCUACUAACUCCUCUUCAUUCUUUAGUUCAAUCCAUAGUCAUGGUAUAUCAUCAAACAAUCAUGACCAGCAAAAUAUACUUGUUCGUUCUACUUUUUAUGUUCUUGAUUUUAUGUAUGGUAUUUUAAUGGCUCUUUGGAGCAUGCUCUUAGCCAUUUGGGACACGCUUUCCCCUAAGAACAGAUUAACUCGUCAAGAAAAUGUGCCUUCCCAACAACAAGCAACGAGAAGUUCGUUUGGUCAUUUAAGAGGUGGCCAACGAUUAGGUGGUGAAUCUUCCGUUAUUGGAGAAUCAUCAUCUGCUAAUACAAGAAGAGAGUAUCUUAAUGAAUCCUCUCAAAGACAUCGUAAUAACCCUUAUGGCACGCGCAUCAAUACUCUUCAAGAAGGAGAACAAGAUAAAGACGAUGACAAGAAACGAACAACAUAUAAUGGUAAUUCUAUUAAUCAAGAAUAAAUAUAGCAGUACAAACAUUGUCUAUAUACUUUUAUAUAAAAGCUUUGUUGUAUAAUCACUAUCGUUUUAUCUAUCAUCAUAGUAAAUCUCCCCUUUUUUUCUCUCCUCUCUCAAAAUAAUAAGAUUAGAUAAAAGAAACUUCUCUAUAAAAUAUAUCCAUUCUAAGGC